This is a messenger RNA of Pogona vitticeps (central bearded dragon), 4730 nucleotides long. RefSeq names its product fibroblast growth factor 14 (gene FGF14). The record is from RefSeq and is a predicted model, not a curated record. Gene Ontology annotation, molecular function: growth factor activity. Lineage: Eukaryota; Metazoa; Chordata; Lepidosauria; Squamata; Agamidae.
UGUCGGCUAGGGUGGGACUGAAGCGCGGUGAUUAAGGCUCCCUCUCAGGAACCGAAGCGUGCGCUUUCCAGAUGCAGCUUUCCAACGCGCUCGGCGGCAGCCCUGAAGAGGAGGACGCGGUGGCGACCGAGGCGAUGGCAGCGGCCGCCGCCGCCAUAGAGAAGGGGGCAUGAGCCGAGCGGUUAGGAAAAGCGGGAGAAGCCGCCUCGGCCAUCGCGGCUGCUGCUUGUUGCUGGUCCCGGGCUCCAUGUGGUGACCGGCCGAGGUUAUUUCUUUAUUUUUUUUAAAACAAACAAACAAAAAACUCUUGCGUGCCCUUGGCUAGUGAGCGAUGGGUUCCCGCCGAGGCUGACCUCAGCCCCGCGCCCGCCCGUCUCCUCUGCGCUCGGGCACGGGGAGCGCCAGGCGCAGGAGCGGCCAUGGCUGCGGCCAUCGCCAGCGGCUUGAUCCGGCAGAAGCGCCAAGCGCGCGACUUGCAGCACUGGGAUCGGCCCUCGGCCAGCAGGAGGCGCAACAGCCCCAGCAAGAACCGCGGGCUUUGCAACGGCAACCUGGUGGAUAUCUUCUCCAAGGUCCGCAUCUUUGGCCUCAAGAAGAGGAGGUUGCGGCGUCAAGAUCCCCAGCUCAAGGGUAUAGUGACCAGGUUAUAUUGCAGGCAAGGCUACUACUUGCAAAUGCACCCCGAUGGAAGUCUCGAUGGAACCAAGGAUGACAGCAGCAAUUCUACAUUGUUCAACCUUAUACCAGUGGGACUUCGAGUUGUUGCUAUCCAAGGUGUAAAAACAGGCUUGUACAUCGCCCUAAAUGGAGAAGGGUUCCUUUAUACAUCAGAACUUUUUACACCAGAAUGCAAAUUUAAGGAGUCUGUUUUUGAAAAUUAUUAUGUAAUCUACUCAUCAAUGCUCUACAGACAACAGGAGUCGGGUCGGGCCUGGUUCUUGGGGCUCAAUAAAGAAGGGCAAGUCAUGAAAGGGAACAGAGUGAAGAAAACAAAACCAGCAGCUCAUUUUCUACCGAAGCCAUUGGAAGUUGCCAUGUAUCGGGAACCCUCAUUGCAUGACGUUGGAGAAACAGUGCCAAAGGCUGGGGUGACUCCAAGUAAAAGCACAAGUGCGUCGGCAAUAAUGAAUGGAGGCAAACCAGUUAACAAGAGUAAGACGACAUAGCCAGAUCCUCGCGGGUAUUGUGACUUAUGGAGCUCUCUUAAGUACAGCUGAGCACUUUAUCCUUGCAAGACUGGCUCGGUCUGGUGUCUGUGGAUCAGCUGGAGGCAAGCGAAUGCUUGCCCUUUGCUCUUUCCAGGCAAGUUUAUUGCAAGCGGAUAGAUCUCAACCUGUAACUCCUCCCACUGCAAAGAAGACACGCGGAUAACCAGCUGAACUCAGACCAUGGAAUGCCCUACCAGAUAUGGAAUGCCUUUUUAAUAUCUUUUCUGUGACUGUGACACCUCAUGUGAAUGACAUACUUCACAAGUACACUUGAUAUCCUGCCUGCUGACAGUUACCCAUAAUUCCCCCCUCCUUUUGAGUCCAGGAAACCCAUGUGUUUUGAGUUCGAUUUUGUAGCACACAAAAUAAUAAGUAAUUUCUAGGUAGAUGCUAUAAACCUCUGCUAUUAUGGAUUUUCUCUUCUUCCCCCUUUUUUACGAGGCUGCUCGCUCCGCUGUCUGUGUGACUCCUUUGCAGGGAUUGUGUUUCUCUCAGAUUUAAAUGUUGCUGGUGGCUUAGUUCUGAAAAAGCAAUCAGGGGAGCCUUCAGAAGCCCGAGUAGGGAUUAUACAGGUCACAGAAUAGGACUAUCAUCUGAAAAGUUACAAAUGAGGAUUCAGUGUGAGUACACUGAGGUUGGCAUUAUUGAGAAGGGAAAAAGCAUCAAACACAGCCGGUCAACCGUCCCUUGAGGCCUGUGUUUGAAAAACCCCUGAUAAGUUUCUUUGUGUGUGUGUGUUUUAUACAUAUCACAGGCUUACUGGUAAUGGUAACAUUUGCCUUGCCCAGCGAGCAAGACCCACACAUUUUUGGGAAAGUGGGUCCAAAGAACUCUGUAGGCCUUGUAGGCCUGAAUUAAGGCUCAUUUUUCAUCUAUAAGUCCUCAUUAUUUGAAAGUUUAAACAAACAAACAAACAAAUAAAAUGAAUGAGGAUUGCGCUACCUAAGUCCAUUUCAGAACUAUAGACUCUUUUUCCUGUUUUUAAUGAAUGGAACGUAAUCCCAUCCUUAUUUUUGGCUGUAGUCCACUCUCGUACUCAGCAAAGCAUGGGCAAGGAAGUUGUGUUCUUUUUUGCAGCACCAAUGCAAAGGGUAGUUACAAAAUAUACUUUAAUAUUUUCAACGUUUAAAAACAAGAGGGAAGUUUUUAAAGAAGACAUAUUUAAAAAGUUCCUUUAUGUUUCUUUUUUAAAAGCUCAGCAUGCAGAGUUCAAUACUCUUAUGUAGUAUUUCAUCAGUACCCCACUACCACAUUCAGCUUCUUAGGAUAUUAUACCCUCCAAAUUGCUAGGUUUAUGGUGCCUUGCCUUGAUCUCAGUAUUGUUUCCAUAGUACUAAAUAAAAAUUAUGAAAAUUGUAACAGGAUUACAAGGCCAAGAAUUUCCUCAUUGGAUUGUUCAAUAAAAUAAACAUUGUUGAGAUUUCCUGGAUAGUAGGGUAGAAGCCAGUCUAGAACCAAAAGGAGAAAGGCUUCAAGGGGGGGGGGGAGACGCAAAAGCUGUAAGAGCCUUCAAUAGAUGAAAAGAUCAAAAACGUGAUAAUUAGAAAAUGUAAUAAAAGCUGAAGGUGAUAUGGACCAAAAUGUACCUUGGUUCUGGAAAACUAUGUACAAGAUUGCUAGAUGUUCAUAUUUUGUUUAUUUCUCAUUUCAUUUUUAAGAGCAGCUGUCAAAAUUUGGUUUACAUUAACAUCCAUGAUGGUCUUUUCAGAUUUCCAGCCUGCUUAGUUGGUUAUAGAUAGAUUGAUUGAUUGAUUAGUUCUUCAUGCUUACAAGGUCAUCAUAUUAGCUUCUGUUUUAAUAAGUAAAUAAUUCACAUACGUCCAACUAGGUUAUGUAUUACUGUUUGAUUAGAAAAAAUACAAAGUAGGAAUUUUACCAUUUAAUUUAUUUUUCUUUUUAUAUUUCCAUUUAAAACAAAAGACUAUUUAAAGUUAGUUUCUUUUCGCCAGAUAAGUGAAGCAUAACAGAAGUUCUCAAACAUUUAAUAAUGCCCCAAAUUGGGGGAUGAGGGUGGGGGAGGAGAGAGAAUAACCAGAGAAGCAUAUUAAAGUAAUGAAAACAGCAUGUUCAGGAAAUUAAAUCACUUUGCCUAGCGGCUUCCAGAGAAGACAUUUCUCAGAGGAUCAUUUUGUGAAGGCCCUUUUUAUUUUUCCAUGGAUGGAGGCAGAGGGAAGGAACUUCCCAUCCCUUGGGAUUUAUUGGAUGUUAAGGUAUCACCUAUUCACACAGGCACCAUAUGCAGUAAUAAAACUGAGGUCUCUCUCUGCCCAGCUCUGUCAAUGCUCCUUAUUUUAUUCUCUAAACUGUGAAUGUUUUGUGUCAAUAUCUAGACCACCAGAUCCUGGAGCCUGCUUACUUUAAUUUUAAAAUAGGCAAUUACGUUUCUGUACUGUGGAACCUGAAUCAAAAGAAAAACUGGAAUUCUCUGAAACAGAAAAGCAAAAUAAAGAGAUGUGAAACGUAUCUUUUAUUUCCCCAAAUUUCAUAUUGUUUUAUGAAGGGGAAGAGGGGCAGAUUUGGGAUUUGCAGCUGACUUCAAAAGGCAGAAGACAUCAAAAUAUCAGCUCAUGCAACUAAUUUUAUAAGGCCAGCAAAGGCCCACAUCUUAAUCCAGAUUGCAUUCACUUGUAGCAUAAAGUUCGGCACCCCCAUCCUGCAGUGGCAUUUCUUCAUUUUUCCAUGUAUGGCAAAACUUUGCAGGCGGGGGAGGGGGCACAAGAUCAGGUUCGGGAAACUGUAACUGAUCACCUUUGCCACACAUGCACUUACAUUUCUGAUGUCUAUACUCAUAUUUCCAUCUCGGUAAUUAGUUAAUAUACUAUUAAGACUGAUUUCAUUUUUUUGUAAAUGAUGGAUCUGUGCUGUAAGUAGAACACAUAUACACAUGCACACAUUCUGUUUGUCCUUUACAUAGGUUGCUGCCAUGGGUGUUGGUUUCUCUUGUCUAGAAGGACCUUAUUUUGAAGAUCCACUUCAGCAUAGAGAGGAUUCUCUGUUCCCUGUCCUUUGGUUAUGCUUUUAAGUUUGUCUCUUGUCUCAUCUGUUGCAUGGGAAGAGGAUGGUAAUGAUGAACUGCAUGUAGUAGGCUAUAUGUAUCAGACCUGUUGGUAUGUACUACUAAACUGACAUACAUAUAAGCAACGAGUUUGUCUGCAUUGUACAGUUUGUGUUUAUUACCAUUUUGUUGUAUACACAGAUGCAACAUAUUGAAUAAAAUAUUUAUACGAAGGCAUAUUGGGGGGAAAACUCAACAUUUAUAAUUUUUUUUUAAAAAGAGAAGACUGUGCAAAGUUGACAUGGCGUUGGCUGCAGUAGAACAAUAGUUUGGCCAUUCUUUCUCCCCCCUGACCAUGCCAAAGAAAAUUUUAGCUCCUUGAUAUAUUACCUCUCGCUGUUUUCCAGGACAAGAUGUCAUCAUUUUGUUCCCUCUAAAGUUUAUUUUGCUGUCAAGUGAAACUCUCUUUUCAACUGUCUGUUACUAAAGAACUGUACAGUAAACCUGAUGGAAUCAAUUUGUAUUUA